AUGUCGCGCACAGGAAAACGCUGCCCGGGGUGCACUGGCCACUCGCUGUUCCUUAGCUGCGUAGCCCGGCCCGGAGAUACAAAUCUCCACGCAGCCAAUGUCUGGGACCAGCCCAUUCUCAAUCUCGCACCUCACAAUCACGGAUUAUACACAAUUAUGACAGGCGAUGUCGAACUUCAGGAUGUCAAUACCAUGGCAAUAAAUAACACCCCAAUGCGCAGGUUUCUCACAUUACUUGCUCUCAAAACCGUUUCUCGAUUCUACAAAUGGAACGGCCCUUGUGUCCCCAUCUCCAGCAGACAUAUUGUCAAGAAAGGCAGCAGGGUCAACCUCACGGAAGCAGCGACCAUGGCCUUCGUCGCCGCUCGGACGGAAAUUCCAGUACCCCGUGUACAUUGUGCAUUUACACAUCGAAAUGUUACUUACAUUGUCAUGGAACGCAUGCGUGGGCAAACACUACCUGGUGCCUGGCCAAAAUUAUCUGAGGCGGAUGUUGAGCGUAUUCUUCUGCAACUGCGAGGUAUGCUCGAGGAGCUGCGUGCAAUCCCAUCUCCGGGAACUGCAAUUGGGAGCUGCGUAGGAGGCUCACUGUGCGAUUCUCGUAUUCCUCGGCCGGAGCCUAGGUUCGGGCCGUUUCCUUCCACACAGGCAUUUCAUGAAUGGCUAAGAGAGGGGCUUGGGGCGGAAGAAAAGCCACCUUAUGUUGAUGAUGAGGAGUGGGCCGAUCUCAAGUAUAUGAUUGCAAUGCAAAAUCAGGAAUGGGGAACGCCGGUGUUUACUCAUGGCGAUCUAAACCCAUUCAAUAUUAUAAUCCGGAAUGGAAAGAUCGAGGCCAUCAUUGACUGGGAAUUUUCAGGCUGGUAUCCUCGUUAUUGGGAAUAUACGUCUGUUUGGCUUGGAAAUAAGACCAGAAUAGCGUGGCAACGCAUGGCAGAAAAGUUCAUCGACCCUUGGCCCAAUGCAUUGCGAAUGGAAGCCAUCAGACAGAAGUGGUGGGGUGACUUUUGA
Messenger RNA from Beauveria bassiana ARSEF 2860, 1008 nucleotides. RefSeq names its product serine/threonine protein kinase. The transcript has a single exon. Bases 1 to 1008 code for a protein of 335 amino acids. Lineage: Eukaryota; Fungi; Ascomycota; Sordariomycetes; Hypocreales; Cordycipitaceae. The record is from RefSeq and is a predicted model, not a curated record.